AUGUCGCAAUUCAGUGGAACAUGGGAAGAAAGAGAAAAAGACCCAAGUAUGGGACCAUUAGAUUUUUUUUUCAAUUUAGGACUAGGAGAAUACAAGGAUAAAUACAUGGGGGCAAGAUGGACAGCCACCUAUGAUGUAAACGGCGAUAACUGGAAGAUAAGCUGGAUCACAUCCCUGCAAGACGAUCCCAUCCCGGACUACUACAUCACGGUCGGAAAAGAAUUCUACGGAAAAGGCCCCGGUGGUUCCGAUGUAAAGAUAACCCUAACAGUGGUUAGCGACUGUGAAACAAGGGAACACGUUGUCACAAAUGUCGAAGAUGGGAAAAAACGGGAAUUCAUCAUCACCAGAAAGGUCAAUGGAGACGUUAUGGACGUUAAAAUUGAAGCUAAAACGCCCAGGGCUACUACAAUGAAAGGAAAAAUGUACAGAAAGAAAUAG
Messenger RNA from Saccostrea cuccullata (small rock oyster), 441 nucleotides. RefSeq lists its product as uncharacterized. NCBI's taxonomy places the organism in Eukaryota, Metazoa, Mollusca, Bivalvia, Ostreida, Ostreidae. The transcript has 4 exons. The record is from RefSeq and is a predicted model, not a curated record. Bases 1 to 441 code for a protein of 146 amino acids.